AUGAGCCUGACUUGGAGCCAUUGGUAUUGCAGCGGAUGCGACGGGCGAUCCGCUCGGGGACGUUACCAAUUCGUCUUUGCGCAGAAUGGGGUGGAAGCGCUCGAAACGCUCAAUCAGGACAACGAAAUCGAUAUGGUGUUGUCCGACAUCAACAUGCCCCAGAUGGAUGGGUUGGCGUUGUUGUCGCAUAUACCCGAGGUGGCGCCCGACAUACAUGCCGUGAUCAUCUCCGCUUAUGGAGAUAUGAAAAACAUUCGCUCCGCUAUGAACCUUGGGGCGUUCGAUUUCGUCACCAAACCGGUCGAUUUUGAAGACCUGCGAAUAACCAUUGAGCGGGCGUUGACCAACCUUGAAGCGUGGCGAGCGGCAACGGCGUCACGGGAGCGGCUGGUCGCCUUGGAAAACGAGCUCGACGUCGCCAACAAAAUGCAGCAGUCGAUCCUGCCCACGGAAUUCCCUCGUUUCCCAGGAUUUCAGAUACACGGGAGCAUGACCCCCGCCAGGGUGGUGGGAGGCGACUUUUUCGACGUUAUUUACCUGAACAACGGUCGCAUCGGGCUGGCCGUAGCGGACGUUUCGGACAAGGGGGUGCCCGCCGCGCUUUUCAUGAUGGCCAGCCGCACCCUCCUCAAGAGCGCGGCCAUGGGGCUCAAGUCCCCGCGCGAGGUCCUCUCUGAAGUAAAUGACCUGCUGUACGACGAUAACGACGCCAUGAUGUUCGUCACCCUUUUCUACGCGGUGUACGAUCCGACGACCGGUGAAAUGAACUACGCCAACGGCGGUCACAAUGCUCCUCUCGUCGUCCAUGUUGAUGGCACUUCGACGGUGCUGCCUGGUACCAAUGGGAUCGCGUUGGGCGUAAUGCCGGGCAUGAAUUAUGACGAAACAACGAUCUCCAUCGCCGCGGGCGAUACCGUUGUUUUCUACACUGACGGUGUCACCGAGGCCGUGAAUGAGGGCGACGAGGAAUUCGGGAUGGAGCGGCUGAAGCAGGUAUUCACGUCUCAUCCGGUCCGGGAGGCUGACGAGGCCAGCCAGGCCGUUUUUGACGCCGUGAACCAGUUCGCCGGGAAUGUCGCGCAGUUCGAUGACAUCACCUGCCUCAUCUUCCGCCGCAAUGAGACGGUACCAUGA
Geodia barretti is the source of this 1134-nucleotide messenger RNA. Lineage: Eukaryota; Metazoa; Porifera; Demospongiae; Tetractinellida; Geodiidae. The record is from the annotation of a GenBank genome assembly.